Messenger RNA from Penicillium soppii, 930 nucleotides. Its product is annotated as urea carboxylase-associated family protein. NCBI's taxonomy places the organism in Eukaryota, Fungi, Ascomycota, Eurotiomycetes, Eurotiales, Aspergillaceae. The transcript is spliced from 2 exons. The record is from RefSeq and is a predicted model, not a curated record. The coding region runs from base 1 to 930 and encodes 309 amino acids.
AUGUCUGCUCGUCGACCACCCCCAGCUUACACAGCACCACCCGAGUCGGGGGUGCAUGCUGUCUCACAGCUCUACAGAACAAUUUCAGAGACCGCAUCCAACCCAUCUGCGCGGACCCCAAAGGAGAAAUUCGCCAUUCGGCCAUGCUCAGCCCAAGCGUGGGUUGUUCCCGCCGGGCACAUAUGUCGCUUGACUACACCCGAUGGACCGCAAGUGGGCGACCUAAACAUAUGGAACGCUAAUAAUCCCCGGGAGCGAAUGUGGGCUGCACGCACCCGUCAAAUUCACGCAUCCCACGUCUCGGUAGGCGACCGAUUGUGGUCCAACUUGCCCUACUUACGGCCCCUGGUCACGAUUACUGGUGACUCGCUUGGCGGCGGGCAGCUGCAUGACGUACUUGGACCAGAUGGGAAGCGGAAUCCUGAGGCUGUGUUCGGGACUACGCAAUUUGGAGGCCGGGUGCAUGACUUGAUGGGCACUCGUUGUGAUCCAUAUGUGAAUCUGCUCAUGGGUGGAGAGACAUUCGAUUUCCACUGUCACUCGAACUUGACACGCUCUGUGGUCCCAUAUGGGUUGACGGAAUUGGAUGUCCAUGAUGUCUUGAAUGUGUUUCAAGUGACCGGUCUUGAUGAGGACGGGAAAUAUUUCAUGGAGACAUCCCCUGCAAAGGCUGGCGAAUACUUUGAAUUCUUUGCAGAAGUGGAUGUUCUCUGUGCGUUAUCUGCAUGUCCUGGUGGUGAUCUUUCCAAAUGGGGCUGGGACGAUAAGGAGCUUGAUAUGGGAUCGACUUGCCGCCCGUUAGGCGUGGAGGUAUUUCAAUUGCCGGACAAGGUUCUGAAUGGAUGGAAAGCACCGGAAAGUCCUCAAUACAAGGGAAUGCACGGUAUGAAAAUGCCUAGUCGCGAGGAGGAUGGUUACGUGGGGCUGUAG